This is a messenger RNA of Emericellopsis cladophorae, 981 nucleotides long. RefSeq names its product Nephrocystin-3. The transcript has 3 exons. The record is from RefSeq and is a predicted model, not a curated record. The coding region runs from base 1 to 981 and encodes 326 amino acids. Gene Ontology annotation, molecular function: kinesin binding. Gene Ontology annotation, cellular component: membrane-bounded organelle; cytoplasm; kinesin complex. Lineage: Eukaryota; Fungi; Ascomycota; Sordariomycetes; Hypocreales; Bionectriaceae. Gene Ontology annotation, biological process: microtubule-based movement.
AUGGCCUCACUCGCGACGACGUACCAUGCGCAAGGUCACUACGGCAAGGCUGAGCAUAUGAUAGUGGAAGUGCUCGAUCUUCGGCGCGAGGUGCUUGGAGCGGAGCAUCCGGACACGAUAAGCAGCAUGGCCAACCUCGCGACGACGUACCAUACGCAGGGCCACUACGGCAAGGCUGAGCCUAUGAAGGUGGAAGUGCUCGAUCUUCGGCGCGAGGUGCUUGGAGCGAAGCAUCCGGAUACGAUAUGGAGCAUGGCCAACCUCGCGGGGACGUACCAUGAACAGGGCCACUACGGCAAGGCUGAGCCCAUGAUGGUAGAAGUGCUCGAUCUUCGGCGGGAGGUGCUUGGAGCGAAGCACCCAGACACGAUAGAGAGCAUGGCCAACCUCGCGACGACGUACCAUGCGCAGGGCUACUUCGGCAAGGCUGAGCAUAUGAUAGUGGAAGUGCUCGAUCUUCGGCGCGAGGUGCUUGGAGCGAAGCAUCCGGAUACGAUAUGGAGUAUAGCCGACCUCGCGGCAACGUACCAUAAAAAGGGCCACUACGGCAAGGCUGAGCCUAUGAUGGUGGAAGUGCUCGAUCUUCGGCGCGAGGUGCUUGGAGCGAAGCAUCCAGCCACGAUACUGAGCAUGGCCGACCUCGCGGCGACGUACCAUGCGCAGGGCCACUACGGCAAGGCUGAGCCUAUGAAGGUGGAAGUGCUCGAUCUUCGGCGGGAGGUGCUUGGAGCGAAGCAUCCGGACACGAUAAGCAGCAUGGCCAACCUCGCGACGACGUACCAUGCGCAGGGCCACUACGGCAAGGCUGAGCCUAUAAUGGUGGAAGUACUCGAUCUUCGGCGCGAGGUGCUUGGAGCGAAGCAUCCGGAUACCCUACAAGCGAUGCAGGCUCUUGCUGUAUCCCGACACAUUGCCAUAAAGAGGAAGCUGCACAUGCUCAGGACUUCGCAGAUACCUUUGACGACGAUGCACGGCACCUGA